Maylandia zebra (zebra mbuna) is the source of this 2116-nucleotide messenger RNA. It is a transcript of the gene abhd5a, whose product is annotated as abhydrolase domain containing 5, lysophosphatidic acid acyltransferase a. Gene Ontology annotation, molecular function: lysophosphatidic acid acyltransferase activity; carboxylic ester hydrolase activity. NCBI's taxonomy places the organism in Eukaryota, Metazoa, Chordata, Actinopteri, Cichliformes, Cichlidae. The record is from RefSeq and is a predicted model, not a curated record. Gene Ontology annotation, biological process: lipid homeostasis; positive regulation of triglyceride catabolic process; phosphatidic acid biosynthetic process. Gene Ontology annotation, cellular component: lipid droplet; mitochondrion.
GCUACGUCAGAGCCACGUGACUGUGAGAAGCGUCUCGGGGACUGUCGCGCUAUGGCUGAGCAAGCGGUGAUCGAGAACAGAGGGGUCAUUCAUAGAAUGCUGUCUACUGUUGGUGUUCCCAGUCUGGCCAGGAGUGUGUGGGGCUAUGUGGAUAAAACAAUAAGGUGGUGCUGGAUUCCCAACUGGCUGCCAUCGUGGUGUCCAACUUCAAAGAGCCAUCUGCAAGCUUCAGAGGAGAAGAUGCUGCAGUAUGUCAGCACUGAAUUUACUAAAGUGUUUGUUCCCAUCUCCAACGACAAUCUUCUGUGGACCCUGAUGUUUUGCAAUGACCAUGUUAAAGAUAAAACUCCCUUAGUUCUGCUGCAUGGCUUUGGCGGCGGGGUGGGCCUGUGGGCUCAGAAUCUGGAUGAUCUCUCCCAGCAUCGGCCUGUCUUUGCACUGGACUUACUGGGUUUUGGCCAGAGCAGCAGGCCUGUGUUCUCAACAGAUGCAGCAGAAGCAGAGGAUCAGUUUGUCGAGUCCAUAGAACAGUGGCGGGCCAGCGUGGGUCUGGAGUCUAUGAUACUUCUUGGUCACAAUCUGGGAGGAUACCUCGCUGUGUCAUACUCAAUUAAAUACCCAGGCAGAGUAAAGCACAUUGUCCUGGUUGAGCCCUGGGGUUUACCUGAUCAACCGGAGACAACAGAACCAGACCGGCCCAUCCCUGUGUGGAUCAAAGCUCUUGGUGCCAUGUUCAGUCCUUUCAACCCCCUGGCUGGCCUGCGACUGGUAGGACCACUGGGUCCCACUCUGGUGCAAACACUAAGACCCGACUUCAAGAAAAAGUUCUCCCUCGUGUUCACUGACAACACUGUGCCAGAUUACAUCUACCACCUGAACGUGCAAAGCCCCAGUGGGGAAACUGCUUUUAAGAAUAUGACUGCGCCAUGUGGCUGGGCCAAGAGGCCAAUGUUGCAGAGGAUUGACCAGCUGCAGUCUGAUAUCCCCAUCACCAUCAUUUAUGGCUCCCGCUCCAGCAUAGACUGCAUCUCGGGCAUCACCCUCAAAAGGAUGAGGCCACGCUCUCAUGUGGACAUCAUAACAAUCCGUGGAGCCGGUCACUAUGUGUAUGCCGACCAGCCUGAGGACUUUAACUACAAGGUCUUGGAAGCAUGUAACAAACUGGAAUGAAGGCAGAGACGAGCUUGAAUGUUGAACUCCGGUGGGGGAAAAACGGGGACGGACAUCAUUCUGUCACACACUGUGGAACCUCAGAAUCCCACUUUCCCAAAGGACAAAAAUAAGUGUUUGCACAUUAAAAAUAUUGCAAAGUGAACAGUGGCCUGGUGUGACUCGUACAUGUUCUAUCAUCUGACCAGUGAGUCAGCUGUAUUCUCGGAAACUUGGUGAAUGGUGACUCUGAGUUGACAUCACUGACUGGGGCCUGUUGGCCUCCAUCACAUGCUUAUUUUGCAGCACACAGAAUCUUGUGGCUGUAGCGUCACUUGUUUUUUCUUUGUUAUAAAGGUUUUUUGUUAGUUUUUUUUUAAAUUGCCUCUCCCAAAUGCAGUAACCUCAGUGUUAAGUGAAUGCAGGUGAUUAUCACCUUUUAAUACCAUUUAUAAACUAUUUCAUGUAAAAACUGUUGAAAGAUAAAUUAUCACAUUAUUUUUUCUAUUUCUGUGAGAUACUGAGAAUGAAUAUUUUAGCAUGCUUAUUUCAUAAAUCCAAUGACAGCUGCAAUAAUAAUGAUAUGAAUAUUAAUAUGAUCACUUGAGUGAUGUCUCACUGAAGCACAACGGGUAUUUAAGAGUUACAGUUACAAUGUCAUGUAUUUGGUGUCCCAUGCAUUGUGUUCAGCCUAUGGUUUGUGGUUUUUCCCAUUUGAUUCUGAUACAGAUACAAAACCUCGGCAUACAGGACCACUGCAUCAGCAACAGGAAGAGGUUUUAAAUGAAUCUGCUUCCAAUAAUAGCACGUGUCCUCUGUAAUGUGCUUUCCUGCCAAACACAAGUGGUCGUUUCAUCUGCAAUAACUGUGAAUAUCACCAUAAACCCUCUGUUGUACUCCUCCUGUUUUUGACUGCUCUAUUUGCAUAAGUUAUAUAUAUUUAUAUAAAGACUAAAGUGGCUUCAUA